Anisakis simplex (herring worm) is the source of this 321-nucleotide messenger RNA. The record is from the annotation of a GenBank genome assembly. Lineage: Eukaryota; Metazoa; Nematoda; Chromadorea; Rhabditida; Anisakidae.
UUGAUAAAACAACUAGACUUAGAUUUGAUCUAUGGAGCAAAUACGCAUGUCCAUGCCGAUCACGUUACGGGCACAGGCGAGCUGAAACGGAUAUUCCCAAAAAUGAAAUCGGUUCUAUCGAAGCAUAGCGGUGCAAUGGCUGACGUGUUUGUUGACGAUGGCGACGUUCUGAAAUUUGGUGAGGAAAAGCUGGAGGUGCGAACUACUCCGGGACAUACCAAUGGGUGUGUCACAUACGUAUCGCAUGAUCACAGAAUGCUCUUCACCGGAGAUGCCCUACUGAUCAGAGGAUGUGGUCGUACGGAUUUCCAGCAAGGUUAA